UAGACAUAAUAAAGGUAGAACGUGGAGCUCCAAAGAGCCGUUAGAAACAAUUAACCUCGAGUUGAAGACAAUGAAGUCUCAGGAGAAAAGUGUUAAGUUUCGUGAUUUCAUGGGUAUUGCGGUUGUUUGCUAUGAAUCGCUGGGAAUCGAUGCAUUCGCUCCACAAGGAAAGCGAAACAUUCUGGGGAAGAUUUUUCAAGUUUUCAUCUUCGUUCUGGGCACUGGGAAUUUGUUUUUGGCAGCCGUAUUGGAAAUCGUCUAUUUCACAAAGUCGUUUGGAGUAUUUAAAGAUAUUAUCGAAAUAACAGCACUGCUUCCUUGCACCAUUAUUAGCACUGCAUCGGUAACGAAAAUCGUGGCAGUUUGGAGCAAAAACGCCCAACUGACCGCAAUUUUACAUCAACUUCAGGAUGUUUCCGCAAACUGUUGCUGAACAAGAAAAAUUUGACAUCGAAUGCUAUCGAAAGCAUAUACGGAGAGUGAUACUCCCUUGCGCUGUAUUGACCAUGAUGACAGGAGUGAUGUUCAAUUCUUAUGAAAUAUCCGAGUCAACAAUUAAUUACUUUCGCACUGGACAUUUUGAAAAAACUUAUCAAUAUUUUCUCUGGUAUCCUUUUGAUGAUCAGACGAAUUGGGCCUACCCGAUAAUUUAUUUGCAUCAAUCUUACGCGGGUUAUGUAGCUGUGGGUGCUGGUAUAGCGACGGAUUUACUUCUGUGUUGCAUUAUCACCCAACUUCAAAUGCAUUUCGACUUUAUUUCGAGGCAGCUUUUGGAAAUGGUACCCAGAGGAGGGCCAAAUGAUAUGCGUUGUUUGAAGCAGUUGAUUCAGCAUCAUGUGACAAUUUUGCGAUUUUCUGAGGAAACUAACGAUGUUUUUGGCAUUUCGAGCCUCUGUACUUUCUUGUCGUCAUCUCCGAUCAUUUGUUUUACUGGAUUUCAAGUGUCAAUCGGCGCCGCCAACAGAGUUAUCGGUAAAUAUAUUCUGUUUCUGAUACAUCAGUCACUUACAGUGUUUGCGGUGUGCUACCAUGGAAAUAUCGUGAUUGAUUCGAGCCUUGAAGUGGCCGAUGCUGCCUAUGGUCAGCAUUGGUUUCAAGCCAGCAAAGAAUACAAGAAAAUGUUGUUGAUUUUAAUAACCCGAGCAAAUAAUCCUUCAACAUUGAAAGCCACGAGCUUCGUAACUGCUUCGUUGAUGACGUUCAGCAGUAUUAUAAGUACUUCAUAUCAGUUCUUCGCAUUGGUGAGGACAAUGUACAGCGAUGGCUGAGUUGGUGAGAACUGGAGACUUUGCCUUAAAUGAAGUGAAGUGGACCAUUUUAAUUUCAAUUGUUAAAUCAAUUCAGCUGUUAUUGAAUAGAGGAAAGAAAUGAUUAAUAAAG
This is a messenger RNA of Hermetia illucens (black soldier fly), 1380 nucleotides long. RefSeq names its product odorant receptor 85b-like. Gene Ontology annotation, molecular function: olfactory receptor activity; odorant binding. Gene Ontology annotation, biological process: detection of chemical stimulus involved in sensory perception of smell; sensory perception of smell. The record is from RefSeq and is a predicted model, not a curated record. Bases 411 to 1268 code for a protein of 285 amino acids. The transcript is spliced from 5 exons. Lineage: Eukaryota; Metazoa; Arthropoda; Insecta; Diptera; Stratiomyidae. Gene Ontology annotation, cellular component: plasma membrane.